AUGGGAGACGAGAAGAAGCCCAAGCCUGCUCUUGUUUCUGGUUUCUGGCCAACCAUCAAGCCUUUCGUCAAUGGCGGUGCCUCCGGCAUGCUCGCCACCUGUGUCAUUCAACCCAUCGAUAUGAUCAAGGUUAGGAUUCAACUCGGUCAAGGAUCUGCUGUUAGUGUUACAACUAACAUGCUCAAGAAUGAGGGUGUUGGUGCCUUCUAUAAGGGUCUAUCAGCUGGGUUACUCAGGCAGGCUACAUACACCACUGCUCGACUUGGAACGUUUAGGAUCUUGACAAAUAAAGCGAUUGAGGCUAAUGAUGGCAAGCCCCUGCCACUCUACCAAAAAGCUCUAUGCGGGCUGACUGCCGGUGCUAUUGGAGCAUCUGUUGGCAGUCCAGCUGAUUUGGCACUCAUUCGUAUGCAGGCGGAUGCAACUUUACCUAUUGCUCAGCGCCGAAAUUACACAAAUGCCAUCCAGGCACUUUACCGUAUUGGUGCAGAUGAAGGGAUUCUGUCACUUUGGAAAGGUGCUGGGCCUACUGUUGUAAGAGCCAUGGCAUUGAACAUGGGAAUGCUUGCAUCUUAUGAUCAAAGUGUUGAGUUCUUCAAGGAUACCGUUGGUCUAGGUGAAAUGCCUACUGUGGUUGGUGCAAGUAGUGUAUCUGGAUUUUUUGCAGCAGCUUGCAGUUUGCCAUUUGAUUACGUGAAGACUCAGAUUCAGAAGAUGCAACCUGAUGCUGAAGGAAAAUAUCCAUACACAGGCUCUCUUGACUGUGCUGUAAAAACCUUCAAAGCAGGAGGACCCUUCAAAUUUUACACUGGAUUCCCGGUCUAUUGUGUCAGGAUUGCUCCUCAUGUCAUGAUGACAUGGAUCUUCCUCAACCAGCUUCAGAAACUGGAGAAAAGUUAUGGAUUGUAG
Molecule: messenger RNA, 909 nt
Organism: Lathyrus sativus (Indian pea)
Lineage: Eukaryota; Viridiplantae; Streptophyta; Magnoliopsida; Fabales; Fabaceae
Source: the annotation of a GenBank genome assembly